Molecule: messenger RNA, 2540 nt
Organism: Malus domestica (apple)
Lineage: Eukaryota; Viridiplantae; Streptophyta; Magnoliopsida; Rosales; Rosaceae
Source: RefSeq, a predicted model, not a curated record
CUGCACAGUACGCACCUCCGUUCAUUUUCCCAAUUUCGGACUCCAAAUUUCUCCUAAAUUACCAUUCAAUGCCACUCCUCCUCUUCCCCCUCACUCUCUCUCUCCAUCUCCACUGUGAAAUCUCCGAUCUUCCGAGCUUUCUCACUGCAACUCACGCUCGCUUCCUCCGCCUCUCGAGCUCAGCUCCGCAAUAAUGGCGGUUCCUCCGAGCUCAAUCUCUCUUCUCGUCUAGUUUUCAACGCACUUGGGAGCUCAGUUCCUUAAUGGCGGUUCCAUACCUCUGAGGACUCUCCAAGCUUUCAUCUUUCUAAGUGCUCUCACACUCCUACGCAGCACUUCACGAUUGGUAGAAAACGGAGCCGAAAUGCCGACUCGUAGCCGUCGAAUUUGUGCACCGAUUGGCCGUCGGUUUCAGAUCUAUCGGUAGCUGAGCUUCGUUUCGGCGACGACUGCGACGCAGUGGUGGUUGGAAAUUAGGUUUUAGAUAUUUUAUUUCAUUUACUAUCGGUGGACUUAGCGUUUAUGGCGAUGAAUCGGAGUUUUAGGGCUCAGGACUCGCAAAUGCAAGCGAUGAUUAAGCAGAGGCAGCAGCUCAGAGCCUCUGUGAGGAAGGAGAAGGAAGAAGAGCUCGCUUUGUUCCUAGAGAUGAAGAAGCGCGAGAAGGAACGGAACGAUCUUCUUCUUAACAGCUCUGAAGAGUUCGAUGCACCAUUAGGGACGAAACCCGGAACUUCUCCCAUUUUCAAUAUUUCCUCAUCAACGCCGGCACCUCCACGCAAGACCGGUGCUGAUGAUUUUCUCAAUUCUGAGAAUGACAAGAAUGAUUAUGAUUGGCUUUUAACUCCACCCGGGACUCCUCUUUUUCCUUCGUUGGAGAUCGAAUCGCAUAAAACCGUAAUGAGUCAACUUGGAACCCCAAAGGCUCGUCCCACCGCACUCAAAUCUAGAUUAGCAAACCCCCAGCCGGAGCCUGCUGCUAGGACCAGCUUAGUGUCUAGACAAUCAACUUCUUCCCCUGGGUUGAGUUCUUCAAAUUCAGGGACCCGGAGGCCUUCAUCGUCCGGGGGUCCAGGAUCAAGACCUGCAACACCAAAUGGAUGCCCCACGUUGCCUUCAGCACCUAGACCUUCAAGAUCGUCAACCCCUACUUCUCGAUCAACCUUGCUGUUAAACAAGUCCAUAAAUUCUGCCCCUAAGUCUAUGGUUCCCACAACUCGAUCCACACUUCCUGCAAAUAGAUCGACAACUCCUGCAACUAAAUCUACAGUUCCUUCAAGAUCCUCUACACCAUCAAGAUCCUCUACACCAUCAAGGUCUACAGCAAGAUCUUCAACACCAACUUCCAGACCCACUGUACCCCCACCCAAGCCUGCAUCAAGAGCAUCAACACCAACUCGUCGACCGUCCAUGCCAUCCCCUACCCCUAGUGUAUCAGCUCCUCUGUCAAAGUCCUCACCUUCAAUUUCCAAGCCAGCUCCUGCAGCAGCAAGAAAUCCAGUGCCAUCACGUGGUGCAUCCCCAACAGUAAAAUCUAGACCAUGGAAGCCCUCAGAAAUGCCUGGUUUCUCACUCGAGGCCCCGCCAAAUUUAAGGACAACACUUCCUGACAGACCACUUUCAGCCACUAGAGGUAGGCCUGGAGCACCCAGUUCUCGAUCAUCUUCCGUUGAGCCUGGUCCUAAUGUAAGACCAAGACGGCAAUCAUGCUCUCCUUCAAGAGGACGGGCUCCCAAUGGCAUUAGUCAUGCUAGUGGGAGCUCCGUUCCUGCAUUCAGUCGUGGACAUUCUAAAGUUAAUGACAACGUGAGCCCUGUUUUAAUGGGAACAAAAAUGGUCGAGAGGGUAAUAAAUAUGCGCAAACUGGCACCACCGAAGCAAGAGGACAAACAUUCUCCUCAUGGUAACCACUCCGGGAAGUCAGCUUCAUCCCCAGACAGCUCAGGCUUUGGUAGAUCACUUUCAAAGAAAUCCCUUGAUAUGGCUAUACGCCACAUGGAUAUAAGGCGAUCCAUUCCAGGUAAUUUAAGACCGUUGAUGACAAAUAUUCCUGCAUCCUCCAUGUAUAGUGUGAGAUCGGGGCCUGCACGAAGCAGAACAAUUAGUGUUUCAGAUUCUCCUCUUGCCACUAGCAGUAAUGCUAGUUCCGAAGUUAGCGUAAACAACAAUGGCCUUUGUUUAGACGGGAGUGAAGUAGAAGAUAAUGGCAGUGAGAGAGGUGGUCGAUCUCCUGCCAGUGUGCGCGGUAGGUAAUGUUUUGGGGGAGCUGCCAUCAUUCCACAUAAACUGCAUCUCUAAUCUACCACAUGAUUUUUCCAUCUUCGGUUUCAACCAUCUUGACAGUAAAAAAGAAAACCAAUUUUCUGAGACCCCUGACUGGAAUUGUGCCUCAGUGCUUCACGUAAAGUGUACCGAAAUGCUGGUGGUGUUGUAAUUCAUGAUAUUUGUAAUGUUAAGAAAUCUGGUUAUGUACCAAACAGCCUUUCGUGGCUCGCUUUCUACGGAUACUUUGUUGAAAAACCAGAGAUCAUAUUAGCCUCUCA